Caenorhabditis bovis is the source of this 921-nucleotide messenger RNA. The record is from the annotation of a GenBank genome assembly. NCBI's taxonomy places the organism in Eukaryota, Metazoa, Nematoda, Chromadorea, Rhabditida, Rhabditidae.
AUGUCCGCACCUGUGCAAUGCCCAACACAUCCAGAUGUUCAUUUGGUCGAAGACCAUCGAGCUGGCGAUUUAGUUUGUCCAGCAUGUGGUCUCGUAGUCGGUGACAGAUUAGUAGAUGUGGGAACAGAAUGGCGUUCGUUUUCGAAUGAAAGAAGCGGCAACGAUCCAUCACGUGUUGGAGCACCUGAAAAUCCAUUACUCAGCGGAGGUGAUUUAAGCACUACAAUUGCAGUUGGAUUUAACGGCUCGGACAGUGACAACAGCCUUGCAAACGCACAACGAAAAUCCAUGAACAAUUCCGAUCGCCAGAUGACUCAAGCGAUGAGUCUAAUCCGCGAAAUGGGCGAACGAAUUCAUUUGACAAAGACGCUUCAGGACAGCGCUUCGAGGAUAUUCAAAGAUGUUCUUGAUAGUCGAGCCUUACGCGGAAAAAACAAUGAGGCUCAGGCAGCAGCUUGUUUGUACAUCGCUUGCCGUAAAGACGGAGUCCCUCGAACUUUCAAGGAAAUAUGCGCUGUUUCGCGCGUUUCGAAAAAAGAAAUUGGAAGAUGUUUCAAACUUAUCGUCAAAAACUUGGAAACUAAUUUGGAGCAAAUCACUUCUGCCGAUUUCAUGUCAAGAUUCUGCGGAAAUUUGCAUUUGCCCAACUCAGUGCAGGGCGCUGCUACUCGCAUUGCAAAACGGGCCGUUGAAAUGGAUUUGGUUGCUGGACGCACGCCAAUUUCGAUCGCGGCCGCUGCAAUUUAUAUGGCUUCACAAGCAUCAAAUGAUAAAAAAACUGCCAAAGAAAUUGGUGAUGUUGCUGGAGCCGCCGAAAUCACUGUGAAACAAACGUACAAAUUAUUAUAUCCGAGAGCCGCCGAAUUGUUCCCUGAGGAUUUCAAAUUCGUGACUCCAAUCGACCAGCUUCCAUCGUCAUAA